Molecule: messenger RNA, 3795 nt
Organism: Vanessa tameamea
Lineage: Eukaryota; Metazoa; Arthropoda; Insecta; Lepidoptera; Nymphalidae
Gene: stw
Product: straw
Exons: 9
Coding region: 245-2533 (762 amino acids)
Molecular function (GO): copper ion binding; oxidoreductase activity
Source: RefSeq, a predicted model, not a curated record
UUUAUAUACAAGUGGAUUUCGCACUGCCAAAUUGCUAUAAGUCAAAAUAUAGGGUAGUCGGGCGGUUCACUCGUUCGCACCGUGUCGCCGGGUGUGCAUCGACUCCGUAAUUUUUUUAAAGUGGGUGCGUUCGUGCGUGUUCUCACGCUAGCUCGGAUUAGGCUCUACCAACACGUGGAACAAAUGCGCGGUACUACAGUGCCUUUAUAAUAAUAUUGGAAAAGGGCAAUAAGACUGUGUAACUAUGGGGUGCAGUGCGAGAUUCUGUUUACUGACUCUAUCCUUGUGCCUUGUGACUGAACUUGCAUUUGGUGUGAGAGUGCUACCCAAGCGGAAAAAAGAAGCAAUCCCUGAUGAUCAAUCGACGUCAGCGUCAUGGUGGCAAUCGGGAACAGCGACGCCUUUCCGGGACAAUAGUAAUUCAUUCGCUUCUACACACGGACUCGUUCAAACACAUCCGACCGGCAGUGAUCCGUUUAACACGUUCGGUUCAGUCGAUAGCACAAUCGGGCCAUCAGCGAAUCCCUUCGUGCCAACAAGCGGCAGCGGUCCGCUUAGUGGUGCCAGCUUCAGAAGUAAUCCGUUGCCUCCUUUGGCGAGAACCGCGAAUGGAAAAUUGUCUCUGAAACAUUUGGAUUUCACGAGCAGCGCUACAGCUGAGCUUAGAAGAAAUCCCGCAUUGUCAGCCCCUGAUGAGUGCGCAAGAGCAUGCAGGGAAAAUGAACCACCAAGAAUUUGUUACUAUCAUUUCACCCUGGAAUUCUACACUGUUUUGGGAGCGGCUUGCCAAGUAUGUACACCUAACGCAACCAACGUAGUUUGGUCGCAUUGUCAGUGCGUAUUAGCGGACGGAGUCGAACGUGGUAUCUUAUCAGCUAACAGAAUGUUGCCUGGUCCUUCUAUACAAGUUUGUGAAAAUGACAAAGUAGUUAUCGAUGUAGAAAAUCACAUGGAAGGUAUGGAAGUUACCAUUCACUGGCAUGGAAUCUGGCAGCGAGGCUCUCAAUACUAUGACGGCGUGCCAUUUGUUACCCAAUGUCCUAUCCAACAAGGAAACACUUUCAGAUACCAAUGGCAAGGUAACGCUGGUACUCACUUCUGGCAUGCUCACACCGGUCUACAGAAAUUGGAUGGUUUAUAUGGAAGUAUAGUCGUUCGUCAACCACCAUCCAAAGACCCCAACAGUCAUCUGUAUGAUUAUGAUUUGACGACUCACGUUAUGUUGCUCAGUGAUUGGCUCCACGAGGAUGCCGCUGAGAGAUUCCCUGGUCGUCUAGCUGUUAACACUGGUCAAGACCCCGAGAACGUGCUUAUUAAUGGAAAAGGGCAAUUUAGAGAUCCUAACACUGGAUUUAUGACGAACACACCUCUUGAAGUUUUCACCAUUACACCUGGCAGAAGAUACAGGUUCAGAAUGAUUAAUGCCUUUGCUUCAGUUUGCCCCGCCCAAAUUACAUUCGAGGGUCAUAAUCUGACAGUAAUAGCGACCGAUGGAGAGCCGGUGCAACCAGUUAAAGUUAACACAAUCAUUUCGUUCUCCGGUGAACGUUACGAUUUUGUCAUCGAAGCGAACAAUAUCCCUGGUGCGUAUUGGAUUCAAGUACGUGGACUUGGAGAGUGUGGUAUUAAACGAGCUCAACAACUUGGUAUACUUCGUUAUGCUAGAGGACCUUAUCAACCAUCUUCCACUCCACCAACCUACGAUGUGGGAAUACCACAAGGAGUCGUGUUGAACCCAUUAGAUGCAAUUUGCGACGUCAAACGUAACGAUGCAGUGUGCGUCAGUAAUUUAAAGGCAGCUAAGCCUGUCGAUAAAGCAGUACUGCAAGAGCGACCUGAUGUGAAAAUAUUCCUGCCCUUCAGAUUCCAUUUCUAUAAACCUAAAGACCUGUUUAAAGAAAAUAUGUAUAAAAACUAUUUAGUGGCUCCGGGUGGUGAUCACGUUCUAAGUUUGGUCGACGAGAUUUCAUAUACAGCCCCACCAGCACCUCCUCUUUCUCAAAUGCAUGAACUACCACCGGAGCUGUUCUGCAAUGGCGACAAUAGACCUGCUGACUGCUCGGUUGAUUGCAGAUGUACGCACAUGAUCGACGUGCCUUUAAAUUCCAUUGUUGAAAUAGUUCUUGUUGAUGAAGUACAAUCACCGAAUCUGUCUCACCCAUUCCAUCUCCACGGAACGCCGUAUAAUGUUAUCGGUAUGGGUCGAUCGCCAGAUAAGAAUAUCAAGAAGAUUAACUUGAAGCACGCACUAGACCUCGACAGAAAGGGUCUUCUGCACAGGCAGUAUAAUUUACCGCCCUUUAAAGACACACUCGCCGUGCCCAAUAAUGGAUACGUUGUAUUGAGACUGAAAGCUGAUAAUCCAGGCUAUUGGCUGUUCCAUUGCCAUUUCAUUUACCACAUAGUCAUCGGGAUGAACUUAAUAUUACACAUAGGAACUCAGAGAGAUCUACCGCCCGUGCCGCCGAACUUCCCGCGAUGCGGUCACCAUCUACCGUCAAUAACGUCACCAGCGUACUAUCCAAUUCACUAACAUUAGAUCAUUGAUGAUCAUAGCGAUCUAGAAAGGUAUUGGCUAUAACCUAAUAUACCCGAGAACAUCAGACACGCGUACUGCCAUAUUUUAUUGUGUUGUUAAAAAUAUGAACAACGUACGAACGAAAUAAAUUAUAUUGGACAAAAGAUCCAUGAUAAACAUCUUUUUAACUAGAAGACCAAAGUUAUCAGAUAUAUUGUAGCCUCCUCCAUUAAUUUACUUUCAUUAUUAAUUAUCUGUUUUUCUUAUUUGUUAUUUAUAUACGUCUCUUUUUUAUUUUGUUCGAUGAACGAAUAUUUCAAUUGACGUAAACUAUUUUAGCGGAUUUUAAUUUUUUUAUUUAUUAUCAAUUUAAUUAUUUUUCUUCUUUGACGAUUCGGGGCUUGAUGUGUAAUCCGUUAAAGUUUUUACCUCAAUUUUUUUUGUUACUCGUUUUAGAUUUGUACAUAAAACAUAGUUAAGCAAACUCGCAUAAUAUAACCUAGUGAUGAUAGAUAUAAUUAUAAAGUACGUUCGUACAACAUUUUUCAUUAGGUAUAAAAGUCAAAGAAAUUUGAUGAGUUUAAUAUGUAAGGGCAUGUACACAAAUAGUUGCUACGUCUCAAACAGAGUCGUACUGUGGGGACCAUUUACGUCGAAUAGACGUCAUAUAUAAAAUAAUUUACUAACUCAGCACAAACUCCAACCAAUUAUUACCUUCUAUUAACUUUUCUCAUCAGUUUGUAUAAAUAAAAUUUGCAAGUGAAUUUUAAAGCUAAUCCAACCGAUUGAGCUCGAAUUGUGCACAUACUUUUGGUGCUAGUAACUAAAAUAAGAAAUUUGAUUCGUUUUAAUAAAUGCAUCGAAUUAUUCGAUAUAAGUGUUUUAAAAUUUUUCUUUUAUUAUUUCAAUAAUUCUAUUGUGUACAACCGCCUUUGUGUAUCAGAAACAAAAUUAUUCAUAGCCUCAAUUAAAUGAAAAGUUCGAUGUAGAAUAUAUUUAAUACGAAAAUGUUUUUCAAUAUUAUUAAAUUAUAAUUAUCAUUUCAUUCCUUGAAAUCAAGUCGCUUAGACUUGAGACCGUAAUUUUAAUUACGGCGACUAACGUUUACGUCACAUUUUAUAUUAAUAAUAUUAUAUAUAUGUUAGCGAUACUUAUAUAAUUUUUAUAUGUAAAUUAUUAAGAGCACUUAACGAACAUUUUACUUCUAUUGAAUGUUUAAAGAAUAAAACUGAUGUUGACAUAAGUAAAUAGUCAUUUAUAUUAUUUAAAUUAAAAUA